UAAUAUUCAAAAUUCAAAUCCAUAAUAGAAUUAUCUAAAUUUAGUGAUGGACGAACACGGAACAUCCUCCACCUAGUAAAUGUUGCAUCGGUCAUGUACACAAUCGUAACGUAAGCACACAAAAAAAGAGUCGUAUUGAAAGUCUAUUAGUUUUCUAUUAUUAAAUCGAUAGAAGAAUAACUCUUUGGGCUAUGCGCAUCUUCCUUCAAGACAAAGGCAUCUUUCGCUCUCGAUUCUCAGCAUCUACCAAAAUAUUCAUACAUACACUUCCACUUGCACAUCAUCCAACGGCUUAGCUUCCUUCACUCAACUUGCUCUUCAUCCAACGGCCUAGAUUUCAUCUCGCCCUUCUCUCCUUUUAUAUAACCCACUGAAUCGCUCACCUCUUUGCAAAUCACAAACAUUUCAAGAAAGAGAUCGAUGUCGACAUUGGAAUCUCCAUUAGAGGCGUUGGCAUUUGAAUACGCUAGCUUCGGUGUUUUCGCCGUCGUCAACAACGUCUGGACAUGGAUCGCCGUCGUGACUGCCGCCGUCAGUUUCUGGAGGAUCAGAGUCACCACCAUCGGAGUCGGAGACGGCCAUGCAUGUGUCUUGAUAGAGGAAUUAACCGGUUCUAAAUCGGAAAACGAAUCCGGUCGUCUCGAACCGAAAUCAAUAACCGGUCCGGUUAAAGAAACGGUUGGCGCUAGAGUGAAGGAAACGGUUACGAAAACGGAGGUUUACGCGCCGCAAUCAAGAACGAGUUCCGUUAAAGAAACGGUUGCCGCUAGAGUGAAGGAAACGGUUACAACAACGGAGCCGUUAAUGUAUGAUGACGGAGUGACAAAAGGGAAGCUGACGAUGUACUAUGAGGUAGACGUUGAUGUUGACGGUGAGAGGUGUGUUGAGUCUGUUGACGGAGAGUUAACGGCCGUUAGCUACGGAGGCGGUUUGGGUAAUUGUGGCGGUGAGUGGUGGGAGAAAUGGGAAAGAGUGGUGAGGAUGAGAAAUGGUGAUGACGGUUGGUAUCGUUACGUGGAUUUAACGGUGAUUAACGGAAAUGUUGUGAGGUUUUGGGAUGACACCCAGAGCUAGUAACGGCGGCAGGUGUCUAAAUUAGAGGAUAAUCCUAUUUCGCAAACUUUUAAGUUUUUAAUCUUGAGAAACUUUCUUGGUUUAAAGUGUAUUUUUUGGUUGAUUAAGUUGUAAUUUGUAAAUAAUUUUCACACAAAGACCAGGAAGGAACACUUGAACAAGAAGAAAAUCAAUAUCAAUUGUUGUUGAAUCCUAUCAUUUUUCUAGUCGAACUUUUGUAACAUUUCCAUUGCAAUGAAUUCGUGAUAAGGGGUCAAAUA
Messenger RNA from Arabidopsis lyrata subsp. lyrata, 1334 nucleotides. RefSeq lists its product as uncharacterized. The record is from RefSeq and is a predicted model, not a curated record. NCBI's taxonomy places the organism in Eukaryota, Viridiplantae, Streptophyta, Magnoliopsida, Brassicales, Brassicaceae. The transcript has a single exon. Bases 421 to 1074 code for a protein of 217 amino acids.